GCUAAAAGCCUCAAUUCUCCCACAUCGAUGGUAAUGCUGUCAUGUACGGAGUAUGAUCUUGGGUACAAAAUACUUAGCAUGGUCAGCUAGCUUGGGUCAUUUCUGACUCAGCACGGCAUCCAAGCCGGCUAGAAUUCAACGUCCAUCUCUCCCUCUCUCCAUCCCCAAGCCAAAUGACAUCUCCUCUAGAGGUCGGAAGGAGCAUUACCAAACAAAUGAAAAGCCAGAGAUCGAUCUGCAGAUUGCUGCAUGGAUUCAUGUUCGGUAGAGUUCUUGGCCUGACACCAGUCAUCAACGCCCUUUCUAUACAAAAAUGUCUCGCUUCUACCCCCUGGAUUUUUCUGACAGCCGUCAGUUCAGCAUGGGGGACGAUUGACAGCACCCCUAACCUCUGAGGCUCAAAAUGGUGUUCAGUCAUAAGGUAGGUCUGUCUGUCUGUCUGCUCUACACGUUCGAAGUCUCUCGUUCUGUCGCAUGCGUCGUUGGGGUAGUACUUGCACGUGGCGAGAAUGAAGAAGAAUCACAUCUCAUCUCUAGACGGCCUCCGGGGUAUUGCUUGCUUGCUCGUGUUCAAUUUUCACUGGGCGUUCGACAAUGGCUACGGCAACCGCACAGAAGGAAUGGCAUCCACGGUCAAUCUGUGGUGGGAACUACCUUGGGUGACCUGGAUGUAUGCUGGAAAGUCCAUGGUCUACGUCUUCUUUGUCAUCUCAGGUUAUGUACUUUCGUACAAGCCCUUGACUCAGAUACACCAGAACCGCGGCACGGUAGCUACAGCAUGCUACUCGACGCUCGCCUCGUCGGCAUUUCGACGUGGCAUUCGACUCUUCCUCCCUACCAUGGUCGACACCAUCUUCACUGCCCUCCUAAUACGAACCCCGAUCUUCGGCCUGUCGAUUCAGACAUAUUUGGACACCAAAAUCAAAAGAUAUUAUUUGGACAUUUGGAUGGGACCAAAGAGACCGGAAGAUUCGUUCUGGAAGGAGCUGCGUGCCGCAUUGACGACAUGCUGGGGAUAUGUGGACAGCUCGAUGAUACCGUGGACGGAACGAGAUAUUGACGUUCGGAAAUACGACGACGUUCACUGGACGAUCCCAAUCGAGUUCAAAUGCAGCAUGUUGCUGUUCAUACUCUUGCUCAGCACCGCACACAUCCGCACCCGAGCUCGGCUGGUCAUUCACUGCUUGGCGUGCCUGUACACGUUCUCAAACAAUCGCAUUGCCCUGUUCUGCUUCUUUGCCGGCAUGGUCCUUGCGGAGGUUGACAUUAUCGCCAGGGUGUCUGGCGACACGGAGCACUCACCGUCGACUGACCAUCUCCUCGGAGCGAUGGACCUGGAGUCUUCUGCGGGUCACGAGGACAUGGAGCUCGAGAAGGAGCUCAUGCGAAGGACAACUGCCGGCCGGUCUCGCGGGCGGCAGAGUUCCCGAUGCUUCUUCCUUCGCUCGAAACCGGCCACGACGACAGCCUGGCUAGCCAUUUUCAUUUUCGGCAUCUACCUCAACGUGGCAUCGCUGAAACCUGACGCCCAACCUUCAGCAGGCUACUCGGUCGUGGUCAGCAAGAUCGUGGCGUCCCUGUGUGGCAACAGCGACCCCGUCGAGGCGACAAGGUGCCUCGGGGCCAUCUUGGUCACUUGGUCGGUGGCCAACACCGCCGACACCUUCAUCGGCUCAAUCUUCUCCAAUCGACUGGCCCAGUGGCUUGGCCGGAUCUCGUUCGGAAUCUACCUCACUCACCUGGACGUGAUUCGUAUCCUGGGCCUGAGUUUGAUCCCGUUUAUUUAUCGGUUUUGCGCGGGAGUGGACGCGCUUCCGAACCCGUACAUGUGGCACGAGGGAGGGGGGCUGUCAGAGUGGCAGAUUUUCAAGAUUGUGAUUUUGGGGUGGUUGGCCUGUUUACCUUUCGUCCUGAUAUGUGGCCAUUUGUUCUGGUACCAUGUUGACCAAAGAGCGGUUAGCUUUUCGAGGUACGUCGAGGGCAAAUUGAAAAUACCCAAAGCCACGAGGACAGGCUGAUCUGGCGUGAUCUUGCUGGGGGCUCUUGGUAAUCUUUUCGCUUCUCUUUUUUCUCUUCUAAAUACAUAGUACGUUCAAAAGAAAAAAUUCUACUAUCCCUG
Molecule: messenger RNA, 2119 nt
Organism: Exophiala oligosperma
Lineage: Eukaryota; Fungi; Ascomycota; Eurotiomycetes; Chaetothyriales; Herpotrichiellaceae
Exons: 1
Coding region: 510-2018 (502 amino acids)
Biological process (GO): polysaccharide biosynthetic process
Cellular component (GO): membrane
Molecular function (GO): acyltransferase activity, transferring groups other than amino-acyl groups
Source: RefSeq, a predicted model, not a curated record